UGGCGCACAACAUCGCGCUCAUAACGCUCCUGUGGAUCUCUCGCGAUCGUCGUUUUUCGGAGUUGGUACCGGAUCGAAUCGAGAUCGGGUCCCCAACUCUUGGAAUUUUCUUUCCGAUUGUCUUGGAAAAGACAUCUUCUACACUACGUGCGCGUGUGUGAGUGUGUUAGUGCUGUGUGAAGUGGAGUUUAUAAAAAGAAGUUGAAAAGUGUUUGCUGCAUCAACAAAAAUAAAAACACCCAAGACGACCUGUGUGUUUUUGUUUUGUCUGUAUAACAGAAAAUUCAUUUUUUUUGGACAACUUCACCUGCAGUCAUCGCCCAAGGAAUAGAUAUAGAUAGAAUAUCACGAUCUUGUAGCUGAAAAGAAAUAUCCGCUACCAAAAAAGCAGAAUGAAUGAAUAAAAGUUUUGAAAUAAAAAAGAGGAAGUGAAGCAGUGGGAAAGAUUUUUUCUAACGAGGAUCACGUGGCCAACUUUAAGAGAUCCCUACAAAAACGAACGAAAAGAAAAGCAACUGAUUAAAGUCCCGGCCGGAAGUGCCCCAGUGGAACGCGACCCCAACAACAGAGAGCCAGAUCGCGAUGUUGGAACUGAGGCUUAUCGUGGUCAUUGUGCUCGGCCUGCUCAGCAGCCAGUGGAGCCCAGUGGAUUCCCAGAGACCGCCCCAGCAUGGUCGACGGGAACGUCCAAAGUAUACGCCAAGUAAAUUUGUUAAGACUCAUCCUUGCGAGAGAUCCUCCUGUUACCCGGCAACGGGUAAUCUUCUGAUCGGCAGAGAAAACCGACUAACAGCCAGUUCGACUUGCGGUCUGCAUUCGCCGGAGAGAUUCUGCAUCCUGUCCCAUCUGCAGGACAAGAAGUGUUUCCUUUGUGACACGCGCGAGGAGACCAAGCACGAUCCCUACAAAAAUCAUCGCAUCGGGCAGAUCAUAUACAAAACCAAGCCUGGUACCAAUAUACCCACUUGGUGGCAAUCGGAGAAUGGCAAGGAGAAUGCUACCAUACAGUUAGAUCUGGAGGCGGAAUUCCACUUCACCCAUUUGAUCAUAACCUUUACCACUUUCCGACCCGCGGCCAUGUAUAUCGAAAGAUCAUUUGAUUUCGGAGAGACGUGGCAUGUCUAUAGGUAUUUCGCCUACGACUGCAAGGAAUCCUUCCCAGGAGUACCAACUGUCUUUGAAAACAUCACCGAUGUCAUGUGUACUUCGAGGUACUCCAAUGUGGAGCCUUCUAGAAAUGGUGAGGUCAUCUUUAGGGUAUUGCCACCUAACAUCAAUGUUACGGACCCCUAUGCGGACCACGUGCAGAAUCAACUUAAGAUGACCAAUCUCCGAAUUCAGAUGACCAAACUGCACAAGCUGGGAGACAAUCUUUUGGAUAGCAGGUUGGAGAACGAGGAGAAGUACUACUAUGGUAUCUCCAACAUGGUUGUUCGAGGAUCCUGCUCUUGCUAUGGUCACGCCUCCCAGUGUCUUCCAUUGGAUCCCGCGUUUUCUCAGGCGGAUAAUGAAGAUGGCAUGGUUCAUGGCCGAUGCGAGUGCACCCACAACACCAAGGGAAUGAACUGUGAACAGUGCGAGGACUUCUUCAAUGAUCUGCCCUGGAAGCCGGCCUUUGGAAAGCAAACGAAUGCCUGUAAGAAAUGCGAGUGUAAUGGUCACGCCGUAAGCUGUCGCUUCGAUGAAGCCGUGUUCAUCGCAUCUGGAUUAGUUUCCGGCGGAGUGUGCGACCAUUGUCUGCACAAUACCCAGGGACAGCACUGUGAGGAGUGCAUGCCUUUCUUCUACCGCGAUCCGGAGCAGGAUAUAAGAUCCGAAAAUGUUUGCCAGCCGUGUGACUGCGAUCCCCAAGGUUCGUUGGACGAUGGUAUCUGUGAUUCGGUAAGCAAUCCGGAGAGUGGGGCCGUAGCAGGCGCCUGUCAUUGCAAACCCUUCGCCACGGGACGUCGUUGCAAUAAGUGCAAGGAUGGCUACUGGAACCUACAGCAGGAUAAUCCCGAAGGCUGCGAGGCCUGUACUUGCAAUAUCCUGGGUACUCUGAACAAUUCCGGAUGCGUUAUGCGGACGGGAGAGUGCAAGUGCAAGAAGUAUGUCACGGGCAAGGACUGUAAUCAAUGUAUGCCGGAGACCUAUGGCCUCUCGGAAUCGCCAGAGGGAUGCUCUUUCUGUAACUGCGAUAUUGGAGGAUCCUACGAUAAUUUCUGCGAUGUAAUUAGUGGCCAGUGCCGCUGCAGGCCUCACAUGACAGGAAGAUCUUGCUCCCAGCCGAAACAGAAUUAUUUUAUUCCUUUGCUGCCGGAAGUCCAUGAAGCGGAGGUGGUUGAUGAAUGCAUUUCCUAUGGAGCUAAUGGUAACUGCAGCUUGGUAGCUCCAACUUCGGAUGGUACAUUUACAGGCAUUGGUUUCACCAGGGUUCCUGAGAAUUCGGAAUUGGUCUUCACAGUCGGAGACAUUCCACGUUCCAUGCCCUACGAUGUGGUUAUUCGUUAUCAGAGCACAUCUAGAGGAGAUUGGGAAGAUGCUUUCAUUACUCUGGUGAGGCCCGAUCAAGUGGACCCCGAGGGAGGAUGCGGAGAAGUAGCUGCUGCCACCUCAUCGGAAACCAGGAUACCAUUUUCUCUUCCCGAUCGCAGUCGUCAGGUGGUGGCGCUGAAUGAGGUUUGCCUGGAGGCUGGAAAGGUUUAUAAGUUCCGAAUCUAUUUUGAGCGAAGGCGUCACGAUUCAGACAGUCCCACGGCGACGAUUCUAGUGGACUCCCUAACACUCAUUCCUCGCAUCGAUGUAACCCCCAUCUUCCAAGGCUCCGUACUGGCCGAUCUUCGUAGGAAGGAUUAUGAAAAAUACAACUGCAACUACUCCUUGUACGAUAUGAACUAUAAGUCCGAUCCGAAAUGUCAGAACCUGGACAACAUUCUGAGUGUCUUUGUCCACGACGGAGCCAGCAUGUGUAACUGCAAUCCCACGGGAUCGCUGAGUAAGGUGUGCGAGUCCAACGGAGGAUACUGUCAAUGUAAGCCCAAUGUGGUAGGCAGGCAGUGCGAUCAGUGUGCCCCGGGCACCUAUGGCUUCGGUCCGGAAGGUUGCAUGGCCUGUGAUUGUAACAGCAUCGGUUCCAAGGACAACAAUUGCGACUUGAUCACCGGCCAGUGCCAGUGCGUGCCGAAUACCUACGGCAGGGAGUGUAAUCAGUGCCAGCCAGGAUACUGGAACUUCCCUGAGUGCAAAGUUUGCCAGUGCAAUGGUCAUGCGGCGCAGUGUGAUCCCAUCCAUGGAACCUGUCUGGAUUGCCAGGACUCGACCACUGGUUUUAGCUGCGACAGUUGCUUGGAUGGUUACUACGGAAACCCUCUUUUCGGAAGUGAGAUCGGAUGUCGGCCAUGCCGCUGUCCGGAGACAGUGGCCAGUGGAAUGGCCCAUGCGGAUGGCUGCUCCCUGGACACACGGAACAACAACAUGCUGUGCCACUGCCAGGAAGGAUAUUCCGGCUCCCGCUGCGAGAUCUGUGCGGAUAACUUCUUCGGCGUGCCAGAUAACGGUGGAACCUGCAACAAGUGCGAGUGUAGUAACAACGUGGAUCUCUAUGACACUGGAAACUGCGAUCGUCAGACAGGAGCUUGUCUGAAGUGUUUGUAUCAGACUACCGGAGAUCACUGCGAGCUCUGCAAGGAUGGAUUCUUCGGGGACGCACUGCAGCAGAAUUGCCAGCAAUGUGACUGCGAUUUCCUCGGAACGAACAACACCAUAGCUCAUUGCGAUCGUCACACGGGACAGUGUCCAUGCUUGCCGAAUGUCCAGGGCUUGCGAUGCGAUCAGUGCGCCCUGAACCACUGGAAGAUUGCCUCUGGCGAGGGAUGUGAAGCCUGCAACUGCGAUCCCAUUGGAGCUCUCCAUGAACAGUGUAAUUCCUAUACUGGACAAUGUCAAUGCAAGCCAGGAUUUGGUGGCAGGGCCUGUAAUCAGUGUCAGGCUCAUUACUGGGGCAAUCCCAACGAGAAGUGCCAGCCCUGCGAGUGCGACGAAUAUGGAGCUGCUGACUUCCAGUGCGAUCGGGAGACGGGCAAUUGUGUUUGCCAUGAAGGAAUUGGUGGCUACAAGUGUAACGAGUGCGCCAGAGGUUACAUUGGUCAAUUCCCACAUUGCUCACCUUGUGGUGAAUGCUUCAACAACUGGGAUUUGAUCUUGAGUGCCCUGGAGGAUUCGACGACAGCCACUAUCCUGCGAGCCAAGGAAAUCAAGCAAGUCGGAGCCACAGGAGCCUACACGUCCGAGUUCAGUGAACUGGAUAAGAAACUGCAACACAUCAGGAAUCUACUGCAGAAUACCUCUGUUAGUCUCGUGGACAUCGAGAAACUGGAUGCGGAAACCAAUACCCUCAAGCAACAACUCCAGGCAUCCCAUGGCAGACUAAGCGAAACCGAAAGGAAUCUUGAUGGUAUAUACAACUCUCUGAGUUUGUCGGGCGUUGAGUUAGAACGUCUGCAAAAUCACUCCAAGUUGGUGCAACAACUGUCUAAGGAACUGAAGGAGAACGGCAUACAACUCCAGGAGUCAAACAUCGAGGGAGCUUUGAACCUCACGCGACAUGCUUAUGAAAGGGUUAGCAACUUAUCGACCCUCAAGGACGAAGCCAACGAACUAGCCUCGAAUACAGAUAGGAAUUGCAAGAGAGUAGAAACCCUGUCCAACAAGAUUCAAGCUGAGGAGGAGGACUUGGCCAACAAUAACCAAUUGAUUGCCAACUAUAGGACAGAAUUGACUUCCCUAACCUCUCAAAUUCCCGAACUGAAUAAUCAGGUUUGCGGCAAGCCAGGCGAUCCCUGUGAUGGUUUGUGUGGUGGAGCUGGUUGCGGCGUUUGUGGCGGAUUUUUGUCCUGCGAACAUGGUGCCAAAACCCACUCGGAAGAAGCUCUUAAAGUAGCCAAGGAUGCCGAGGCGGCCAUUACCAACAAAAAGGAUCUGGCAGAUCAAACUAUACGGGCUCUAACCCAGGCCAAGUUGAAUGCCUCUGAGGCCUAUGAGAAGGCCAAGAGGGGCUUCGAGCAAUCCGAGCGUUAUCUGAAUCAAACCAAUGACAGUAUCAAGAAGGCUGAAGAAUUAUUCACAGCUCUCAACAACUUCCAGGAGAACAAAGACAGCCCUCCAUCGGAGAGCAAAGAAUUGGCACAGAAGACAUUGGACUUGGAUCUAAAACUGGAACCUGCAGAGAUUGAGUCCCUGGGAGACCAGAUCAAUAAGGCUGUCUCUUCCCUGAAGAACGUAGAAGCUAUCAUCUACAGAACCAAACCCGAUUUAGAUCGGGUCAAUAAUCUGCAAAGCAUUGCCAAUGCCACCAAGGAGAAAGCCGAUAAGAUCCUGGAGUCUGCUAAUUCUGUUGUGGAAAGUCUGGCGGCUGCUGAUGAGUCCCAAGGAAAAGCCAAGGAUGCUAUACAGCAGGCUAACAGCAACAUUGAACUGGCCGGCCAGGAUCUCGAGAAGAUUGACGAAGAAACGUAUUCAGCUGAGGCUCCAGCCAACAAUACAGCCCAGCAGGUUGAGAAAUUGGCCAAGAAAGUGCAGAAACUUCAGAAUAAUAUCGUGAAGAACGAUCGGGAUGCCAAGGAGAUCACCAAGGAGGCGGGUCGCGUUAAACUGGAGGCCAUGAGGGCUCGGGGCGAGGCUAACAAUUUGCAAUCGGCCACUAGUGCCACCAAUCAGACCCUUUCUGACCGAGCUAGUCGCUCGGAAAAUGCCAGGGAAAGGGCCAAGCAACUGCUACAGAGGGCCUCAAAGCUAACCGUGGACACCAAUGCCAAACUGAAGGAUCUGAACGAUCUGCAGACCGUCUACCUGAACAAGAACCAGCAGCUGCUCAGGCUGCAGGACGAGAUUGCACCCUUAAACGCGGAGCUCCACGAGCACCUGAUACACAUCAAGGAGCGGGGAUCGCACUACAGGCAGUGCUAUACGUAGACCGGGAGAAAUUCGUUUACGCGGCCAUUUUAAUUGCCAUAUUCAUGAACAAAUAAGCAAACUGCGAAUUAUAAGAAGCAAGUAAACACCUACAGCAAUAACAACAGCAAGAACUGGAAAGAAAGCAGUUAUUCUGUAAUCACUGUUAAGAUACCGUUACGUUUUGUACUCUAAGCGAAAACCAACACUGCAAUGUUAAUUUUAAAAAUUGAGCGAAAGAAAUCGAUGCCUUCACUUUUAUUGUGUACACACUGAGCUAAGUUUUUCUUAUACUAUCCCUAUACCAUUUUGUAAUGCAAUUAAUGUAAUUAAAUAAAACUACUUAAAUGUGGAAAAA
Messenger RNA from Drosophila eugracilis, 6286 nucleotides. It is a transcript of the gene LanB1, whose product is annotated as laminin subunit beta-1. The record is from RefSeq and is a predicted model, not a curated record. Lineage: Eukaryota; Metazoa; Arthropoda; Insecta; Diptera; Drosophilidae.